Molecule: messenger RNA, 660 nt
Organism: Mollisia scopiformis
Lineage: Eukaryota; Fungi; Ascomycota; Leotiomycetes; Helotiales; Mollisiaceae
Exons: 1
Coding region: 75-440 (121 amino acids)
Source: RefSeq, a predicted model, not a curated record
ACCAAACCUCUCUAUAUAGAAAUCUCAAAUGCCGUAGUAUAAACAAUCUUACUCCUCAACGCCCAAACCUAACAAUGAACACCAUCUCAGUCCCCAGUCAACUCUCCUUCAUUACAAAACCUUACACACAAACUCGCCUCGCUACCAUCAACUCCACUCAUGACAUCAAAAUCGCCCUCCUAGAAGGACCAUACAUCUUCCAUUCCCACCCUGACAACGAUGAAGCUUUUUACCUCGUUUCUGGAUCUCUGACUAUAGAGAUCCUUGACCACGAGGAAAAAGUGGAGGAAGUGAAGAUGCAAGCAGGAGAUCUUUUUGUUGUUCCGAAGGGAGUUAGACAUCGACCGAUCGGGAAAGAGGCUCGGGUUAUGGUGAUUGAAAAGAAGGGAGUUUUGGACGGGAGUGGAGGGUUGGCACAGCCGAUUGAGGAUGGGAAGUGAGAGCUGGAAUUGGUAUCUUAUAUUUCUCCUUCUAUGCUAUUGUAGAGAUUGUGCCCAUGAUAUCUUACACUGUCCUGUUCUGGAACUUCUCGUUGUAUUGUACAGUGAAUGUUGUACAAUCCUACAUAUCGCUGUCAUUAUUUAUUAGUUCUGUGACGAUAACGGUUAGGAUAAUGGUCAGCCUGACUUUCAGUGCCGAAUCGUCUCGUCAAUAUCCUCC